Drosophila takahashii is the source of this 1566-nucleotide messenger RNA. RefSeq names its product Adenylate kinase 3 (gene Ak3). Gene Ontology annotation, cellular component: cytoplasm; mitochondrion. The record is from RefSeq and is a predicted model, not a curated record. Gene Ontology annotation, molecular function: AMP kinase activity; ATP binding. Lineage: Eukaryota; Metazoa; Arthropoda; Insecta; Diptera; Drosophilidae. Gene Ontology annotation, biological process: nucleobase-containing compound metabolic process.
UCGUAAUUUUUUUAUUUCAGAUAUUAUACAUUUUGCAUAUGAAGGAAUCUAAAUUAAAGUCCAAACUGCAGUUAUUCCCAAUGGGCGCCCAGUGAGAGAGAGUGAGAAAGAGCGAGGGCCCCAAAAGCAGAGAGCGGAUUGCCCGGCGAGCGAGAGAGACAGCGUGUCUAUCCCCCACCACCCCCCUUAUCAACCAUUGACACUGCACUUUUGCGCGAGAGAGCAAAGGAGUAAAAAAGAGAGGGCGAACAACCGGCUGUUAGUUUGGGGCCGUGAGCGAAGGAAAGAGAGAGAGAGAGAAAGGGAAGCCUGGAAGCUAAACAACAAGAGGCAAACCAAACACACACGAAAGAUAACGACUUGUUUCAUUUGAUAUUCGCCAGCCGGCAGCAGCGGAACAAAAAAAAAAGUAGGAAAACACAAAUCGGACGCCGCAGCUGCGGACACCAAAUUAGAAUACUAACGGCGACAAGUUAUCGCACAAUUAGUACGCGGGCGAGAAUUGCUACCGAGAUACGUCGGCGGACACCCGAAAAUUUCCCAAAAACCAAAGUGCCGUCUCAAAAGAGGUAGUGGAAAUAGAGCUUAAACAUGUAUACAAAAAUCUUUCGCGCUGUGAUAAUCGGAGCCCCCGGCUCGGGAAAGGGAACCAUUUCGGAGCUGAUUUGCAAGAACCAUGGAUGCGUCCACAUCUCUACGGGUGACAUUCUACGCCAGAACAUCUUGAAGAACACGGAGCUGGGCAGAAAGGCCAAGCAAUUUAUCGCUGACGGUAAGCUGGUGCCGGAUUCGAUCGUGACCAAGACUAUGUUGGCCCGGAUAACCGAGGUGGGCAACAGGUCGUACAUCCUGGACGGAUUCCCGCGCAACAUCGCUCAGGCUGAGGCGCUGGAAGCCCGCGAGCAGAUCGAUGCCGUGAUCACGCUGGACAUUCCACACGAUGUGAUCAUCGAUCGGGUCAAGCACCGCUGGAUUCAUGCACCCUCCGGCAGGGUGUACAACAUAGGAUUUCAAGAUCCCAAAGUGCCUGGCAGAGACGAUGUUACGGGAGAGCCGCUGACGCAGCGCGAGGACGACAAACCACAUGUGGUGGCCAGGCGGCUGGAGCUCUACGAUGAACUAAUGAGUCCAGUGAUAGCCUGGUACGCCAAGAAGGGCUUGGUUGCCACUUUUAAGGGUCAAAAGACCAAGGAGAUCUGGCCACGGAUGGAGCUCUUCCUCAGGGACCGUAUGAACGCGUAAUGGGACCACCCGGACUUUCAUCCAUUGUGCACAAACUAACGAUAAACUGCUGUGUUCAAUUAAGUGCAUAAACAUAUUUAGAUAUAUAUAAUUGAGUACGUAUGUAAUAUGUAUGUUUGUGAGCCGGGUCGGAGAUAUGUAAUUAAUGUAAUUGCGAAGCCUUACGAUGUGCCAGCUGUCGUCAUGUAUUCCUUAUUGCCUCACAACGCAUUCCCCUCAUGAAAAUGUCUUGCAGCUCCCCCUUUUUGUUUAAGCAUAUUUUUGUACUUGUAGUCUGUGCUCUGAUAAUAAAUCGCGUUUGUUAUAUUUGCGCUGAUAACGUAA